AUGUCGCACGUCGUAGUUUUCAACUCGUACGCGAGGACUUUCAAAAUCCCGACAACACCCACCAAGUACUUGACUGAAGUCAGGGACGAGGCAUGCCAGAAGUUUGGCGUCAACAAGGAUCAGUUUACGCUCAAGUAUAACAAUAAGCCUAUUUCCCUAUCCCAGCAAAUACGGCUAGCGAACCUUCCCCAGGGAGCCCGAUUGGAGCUUGUCCAAGCAUCGCGAUCACCCACCGUUAUAUCCGUCGCGCUCCAGCUUCCCGCAAGCGAACAGAACAAACGCCUUACAAGCAAGUUUGCAAGCAACACUUCGUUAUGGGAGAUACUGCGACACUUCGAGAGUGGUCAGGGGGCCAACUAUAACUUCACACAGCGCGGUAUCCCUGAGAUGAGCGGCGCAUCUGGUGCUGGCAGGUUACACUACGAGCAACCCGUCAUAACGGUCAUGCCAGGCCACAAGGAGCAGUCCAACUUCGUCGAGCUACAACAGACUCUCAGCCAGCUGGGUUUCGAUAGUGGGUCGACCUUGCUAAAGCUGUCAUACAAGAACAGCGGCACCCCGCUGGAAGAGGCCAUGGCACAAAUAACGCAGUACUUCAAGUCUACUGAGCCUGCGUCUGCUGGUGCGGGAGGUGCACAUGCCUCGACAACCGAUCAAUUAGCAUCAAUACCUGAUCCUGCCCAGGCAGCUCCGGAGGCGACACAAGUCGUAGCAGGCGAGACUGUUCGUAACGAUGAGCCUGAUCCAGAGCCAAUGGAAGUCGAUCCGAAACCGGCUGCGCAGCCCGUACAAGAGCCCCAAGUAUCUACAGAGAACAAUGCGACCGAGAGCGUGGAGAAUAUUUCGCCGGCUGCAGCGUUGGCUGCAGCAACAUCAACAGCGUCGUCUGCACCUGCAGAACCUACUCAAUCCCAUGCACCAGCCCCCCAAACCUCGUCACAGCCAUCAGAACAAUCUCGCAACGUCCAGAUCUUUUCUGCGCCAACAUCGUCAACUCCACAAGCAGCGCGAAAUGCCUUCAACGAAAGUGAUUACCUUCCCACCAUCGAGCAUGCAAAGGCACAUCAAAACGCGUUGUUAGGCAAAACACGGAACACGAGGCUGCUGUCCGACAAAGAGUUGGAGGAGCAAGAAAAGGAACGACAGGCCAAGAUCGACGCGGCAGCCGAAAAGGGUGGUGCACUUCGCAUACGGAUGCCGGACGGUGCGCUCAUUCAAAUGAGCUUUAACAAGAAUGAUACUGCAGUUGGUCUGUACGACUUCGUUCGUGGGUUUUUGGAGAAGAAGAAUGAACCCUUUCAGCUCAAGAACACGAGUCCAACCGGUCGUCUCGUCCUCAUUCCACAAGACAACAAGCGUUUAGUGCAUGAUCUUCGUUUCUUCAACAACGAGCUUAUCACUUUCCAAUGGGCCGACAAUGCUAGCGCUGAGGUGAGGGCAAGCCGGCAUACUCUUUCGCAGGAAUGGCAAGCGAAGGCUCAGGCGCUCAAAGUUGAAGAGCCAGUACGAGAGGAAAAGGCUCAACCCCAGGCUUCCCAGGGUCAGACAGUCGCGGAAGGCAAGCGUAAGGCUAACAUGAGUAAUGAAGAAAAGGAAAGCAAGCUGAAGAAUCUGCUUGGAAAGGGUUUGUUCAAGAAGAAGUAG
This is a messenger RNA of Alternaria postmessia, 1644 nucleotides long. RefSeq lists its product as uncharacterized. The record is from RefSeq and is a predicted model, not a curated record. The coding region runs from base 1 to 1644 and encodes 547 amino acids. NCBI's taxonomy places the organism in Eukaryota, Fungi, Ascomycota, Dothideomycetes, Pleosporales, Pleosporaceae. The transcript is spliced from 2 exons. Gene Ontology annotation, molecular function: protein binding.